Molecule: messenger RNA, 1915 nt
Organism: Aethina tumida (small hive beetle)
Lineage: Eukaryota; Metazoa; Arthropoda; Insecta; Coleoptera; Nitidulidae
Product: transketolase-like protein 2
Exons: 4
Coding region: 39-1907 (622 amino acids)
Molecular function (GO): transketolase activity; thiamine pyrophosphate binding
Source: RefSeq, a predicted model, not a curated record
UGUUUCGUGUGUGCGAGAGACUGAAAGUGACCGCCAAGAUGCCCGGACCUGUUACCGAUUACCAAACUUUGGCCGAUUUGGCCACACGCAUCAGGAUACACAGCGUGGAAUCAACCGCCGCCGCAAACUCCGGACAUCCCACAACAUCAUCUUCAAUCGCAGAAAUCCUUUCGGUACUCUUCUUCAACACAAUGAGAUACAAAGUAUCCGCCCCCAAAGACCCCUCAGCAGAUCGUUUGGUGCUUUCCAAAGGUCACGCCGCCCCCGCUCUUUACGGUGCCUGGGUUGAAGCUGGUUUGAUCCCAGCCAAUGAACUGAAGAGGUUGCGUCAAUUGGGAUCAGACCUCGAAGGUCAUCCCACUCCCAGGCUCAGCUUCAUAGAUGUAGGAACCGGUUCUCUGGGACAAGGUUUGGCCAUUGCCGGUGGUAUGGCUUACCAAGGAAAAUACUUCGAUAAAGCCGAUUACCGCGUUUACUGCAUCAUUGGUGACGGUGAGAGCGCCGAAGGUUCCAUUUGGGAAUCCAUCCAGUUCGCCAGCUAUUACAAAUUGGAUAACUUGGUGUUGAUUGUUGAUGCCAACCGUUUGGGACAAUCUGAACCUUCCAUUGUGGGUCACGAUUUGGAAUUGUACAAAAGGCGUUUCGAUGCUUUCGGAUGGAACUCCAUAAUCGUAGAUGGCCACAACGUCCAAGACUUAGUACAAAGUUUCGACGUAGCUGCCACUGUUAAAAACCAACCGACAGUCCUCAUCGCCAAGACUUUCAAAGGAAGAGAUUUCCCAGGAAUCGAAGACUUGGAAAACUGGCACGGCAAACCUUUGGGCGCCCACAGCGAAAGAGUCGUCCAACACUUGAAAUCAUUGAUCAAAACUAAAGGUCAACUCAAGUUCACAAUCAGACCUCCAACUCAAACAGUACCACCAAACAACAUCUCCAACAUCAGACUUGAGAGUCCCCCCAAUUAUAAACAAGGCGAUUCCAUCGCUACCAGAAACGUGUACGGAACGGCGUUGGUGAAGUUGGCCAAAACCAACCCACACGUUGUUGCUUUGGAUGGUGACAUGAAAAAUUCAACCUUCUCAGAGCAGCUGAAGAAAUACGACCCUAAGAGGUACAUCGAAUGCUUCAUUGCCGAACAAAGUUUGGCCGGAACUGGUAUCGGUUUAGCCUGCAGAGACAGGAGCGUCGUUUUCUGUUCCACAUUCGCCGCCUUCUUGACCAGAGCUUUCGACCAAAUUCGUAUGGGAGCAAUCUCACAAUCCAACGUCAACUUCUGCGGUUCUCACUGUGGUGUAUCAAUCGGUGAAGAUGGUGCCAGCCAAAUGGCCCUCGAAGACAUCGCAAUGUUCAGAUCCAUCCCUGGCAGUACUGUUUUCUACCCUGCCGAUGCCGUCUCCGCGGAACGUGCUGUUGAACUUGCUGCCAACACCAAAGGAAUCACUUUUAUUAGAACCAACCGACCUGCCACUACCGUCGUUUACCCCAACGACCACCCCUUCCAAAUCGGUAAGGCUACAGUCCUGAGGUAUUCCAACAACGAUCAAGCGUUGGUGAUUGGAGGAGGAAUCACUCUGCAGGAAUCCCUGAAGGCCGCCGACAUUCUGGCCCAAUCGGGAAUUUGCGUGAGAGUACUGGAUCUGUUCACCAUCAAACCAAUCGACAAAUACGGCAUCAUCAAGAACGCCAGAGAAACCGGAGGCAGAAUCUUGGUAGUUGAAGACCACUACUACGAAGGAGGUAUCGGAGAAGCCGUCCUGGGAGCAAUCGCCGAAGAAAGAGACAUUUAUUUGAAACAACACGCCAUUCCGAGGGUACCAAGAUCCGGAACACCCGCAGAAGUUCUGGACUACUACGGACUUUCGGCCAAACACAUCGUCGAACACAUAAAAGGAAUUUUGCACAAGUAAAAAUAUAU